ACCGCCAACUGACACUCGCACAUGGGUUUGUUAUGAUGUGGACUUUGACACUUGUUUCGCUAUUGAUAGGAGCUUUUUGACUGAAUUGGUGAGGUUUAUAAUUUCUACUAGAUACAUUCUACUAAUGGAUCCCAGUCCACUCAUUUUAGAUGGAGGUCUUGCAACAGAACUUGAAGCAAGUGGGUUCCAAUUACAGGGAGAUCCACUGUGGAGUGCAAGGCUUCUGCAUACAAAUCCACAGGCCAUAAAGGACGCACAUUACAGAUUUCUUCAAAGCGGUUCUGAUGUCAUAACAACGGCCACGUAUCAGGCCACCAUUGAGGGAUUCGUGAAAUAUCUUGGUCUCCGGCCUGAAGAAGCACAGCAGAUGAUGAUGUCAGGGGUUCAACUGGCAAAAGAGACAGUGCGUGAAUUCAUGUCUCACUCACCCAAAUCAGAAAACAGAAGAGAGCCAUUGGUUGCAGGCUCAGUGGGUCCAUAUGGGGCCUUUCUACAUGAUGGGUCAGAGUACACAGGGGCCUAUGAAGACAAGAUGACAUUGGAGGAGUUGAAAGACUGGCAUCGUCCACAGAUCCAGUGCUUAGUAAAAGCUGGAGCUGAUCUAGUUGCCAUGGAGACCAUUCCAGGUCUCAAAGAGGCGGAGGCUCUGGUGGAAGUACUCAAAGAAUUUCCCGAAAUUAAAGCCUGGCUUUCCUUUUCCUGUAAGGAUAUUCACAAUAUUUCAAGCGGGAGGAGCUUUUCUGAGGCAGUUCAGGUGGCCUGUAGGUCCACACAGCUGCUUGCUGUGGGGGUGAACUGUUGUCCUGCUUCUUUGGUGAAACCGCUUCUAGAGUCAGCCAAGUCUCACAAGAAAGCAGAUUUGAGCUGGGUGGUCUAUCCUAACAGUGGAGAGAAAUGGGACCCCAAGACCGGAUGGAUAAUGGAAAAACAGACAUCAUUUGCCAAAUUAAGUCUCGACUGGAAAGAACAAGGGGCUUUGUGGAUUGGUGGCUGCUGCCGUGUUGGUCCUGCUGAUAUAACUGCACUGAAGCAACAACUACAUGUAUAGCAACGACUCAUCAUGAAACAUGACACCGUUCACAUCUAGUUACCUAUGAAAUAAUGCACUAAUGUGUAAGAAGGUGUAUAAAUAUUUAUUCAUAAAUAAAAAUGAUAACACUAGAUGACUAGACAUUGAACAUCAUACAUUAGAUGUUGUUGUGUUAAAGGAAAAACACAAAUCACAAUGCACAAAACAUGGAAGCAAUCAUGCAAUCUUAGCUCCCAGCGUUGCGCAAAGAACGUGACUGUAAUCCUUCAAGUUAGUAUUUACAAUAGGAUAGCGCCUUUUUAAUGGACUGUCACAUCACUAUAGCCUGAAUCUGAUCCACUGACAUAUUAUUAAACAGUCUGAUUUAUUCAUGAUAACUUAGUUUGUAUUUUUAAUUACUUACAGUAAUAAAACAAUUUUGUGUCUUUUAUGUGAUGCUCGGAGUAUUCUGCGUACACUUUAUUCAGAAUGUUCAUUUUUUUUAGUCCAUACCGUCCUCCAGUUAUCUACCAUCAGUACCAUAUAUAUAUAUAUAUAUAUAUAUAUAUAUUAUCCACCAAAUAGCAUAUAACUAAAAUGGAAUGAAAUGGAUAUUGAUCAGAAAAUUAAAUACUCACUAAAUGCUCUUGGUACACUUAAGGUGUAUGCAGUCACAAAUUUUGGCAAAAUUUUGCAAACAAAAAAGUUUAGCAAUGUAUGUCACUUUACUCUUGCUUUAAUGCCGCUUUGAAAUAAUGUCGCUUUCUGUUGGUCAUUGAAUCCUCAUGACCAAGUUAAACCCGUUUUAUCGCUGUCCUCUGUCGCAUCUUGACCUUUGUUCUGGAGCCAAAUCUUGGCAAAG
This is a messenger RNA of Pimephales promelas (fathead minnow), 1871 nucleotides long. Its product is annotated as betaine-homocysteine S-methyltransferase. NCBI's taxonomy places the organism in Eukaryota, Metazoa, Chordata, Actinopteri, Cypriniformes, Leuciscidae. The record is from RefSeq and is a predicted model, not a curated record. Gene Ontology annotation, biological process: S-methylmethionine cycle. Gene Ontology annotation, molecular function: S-adenosylmethionine-homocysteine S-methyltransferase activity.